GCGGGGCUUGCAUAUAGAUAUGACUGGGCAUUCGCAUUAACUGUAACUGGAGGGGCAAAGAAUAUCCCCUCAUACAGGAUAGUAUACAACCAAUUAUCAAUCACUGUCUAAGGCACCUCAAGCCAUUAGGACAAGGUUCCCGUACUCUUUUACUGUCUCGAUUGUUCCCUUCAAAUCCCAAUGAUAAGGUCACCUUACUGGAAGAUUUAGUUGUCGAACUCAAGCUCGGAAGCCUCAACGCCUCAGAGUUUAAAAACUCAAAGGUCCAGCCCGGCCAAGCCAAGAAUAGACCACGACGUUCCCGGAAACGACUGCAUAGCAUAACAAAACCAGCAACUGAGAGACGGCGGCAAAAACCAUGACAAGCCAGGCGUCGACGCAAACGCCUCUUCCCCGCGUUUCUAUCCAGUUUUGCACGCAGUGUAAAUGGAUGUUACGAGCUGCCUAUUAUGCUCAAGAACUCCUCUCCACAUUCUCAACAGGCCUCGGAGAGGUCGCUCUUCAGCCUUCUACAGGCGGGACUUUCAUCGUGACUAUCACGCAUCAAGCCCCUGGUGCAGGCAUUGCUUCUACAAAGACCCUCUGGGAUCGACGGGAAGAUGGGGGCUUUCCUGAGACGAAGGAGCUCAAGAGGAGGGUGAGAGAUGUCAUUGAACCAGGAAGAGAUCUAGGCCAUGUUGAUAGGGAUCACGGGAAGAAGGAGGAGACAGCGAAAGACAAGCCAGUUGAGACGGAGAAAUGUGAGGAUUGUCAGUAGCAUUUCUCAAGCAUCUGUGGCCAUGACCUGGCUGGCUUAUGACAGGUGUAAUGAAUGCCUUCACGUGCGGCAUUCAUAUUGAUAACGCCUCUUGCUGUCCAAGUCGAAUCCUCCCUUAUGUAGGUGUAAAUAGGUAUAGUUAAACUUACACGCCUACGUGAUCGUCGUCUGAGGAGAUGAGUAUUCUUGUAAUUUCAUCACAGCCAUUCCGUAGUCAUCCUCACCCUUGGCGUAUGCCGAGUUACGAGUACUAUGAACCACAUUCAUCGCUCACGCAAAGAUAAUACGAC
Messenger RNA from Fusarium odoratissimum NRRL 54006, 1047 nucleotides. RefSeq names its product selenoprotein W-like protein. Lineage: Eukaryota; Fungi; Ascomycota; Sordariomycetes; Hypocreales; Nectriaceae. The transcript has 2 exons. The coding region runs from base 359 to 757 and encodes 132 amino acids. The record is from RefSeq and is a predicted model, not a curated record.